AUGGCUGGACAUCUGAAUAUUCAAAUUCAAUCGCCUUCUUUGGAGUUCAACUCGUUGAAACAGUUUGCUCCGUCGACUUUGGUCAUGGAAUUAAAGGUAAUUAGCAUCAUUAUAUUUAUGUUGUCCUCUUUUUUAGUGUUUUGUCCAUUUGAUACCUAAAAUAAUAUAAUUUUAGCGAAAACUCGAGUUGGUUGUGGGAAUGUACAAGGACGACAUGGUUCUCUCUUUACUGAACCCCGAAGGAAAGUUUGAGAGGGAUAUAGUUGAAGAAGGAGCUACUUUGGAAGAAAUUGGAGCGAGAAAUGAUUGGAUCAUCAAGGUUACGAAUAAAAAUGGAGACCUUUUGAAGUUCGAUGGUGCUGAGAAGUUCAACAUCCCUGAUGACAAAUAUGCCGAACGUGAAGGUACCUUUCUCAUAUUUCUUGUUUAAAUUCUAGGUUCUCAGAAAUUUCCUUGGUCUACUUCAACGUCAUUGGUAAUAUAUCUUUUUGUAGAUAACGCCCGCGCUUUCCUUGCUAAGGUGAAGGAGCAACCCAAGCCCUUCGUAAAGUUCGGCAGUCGAGUGAUAGUGAAGGUGAAAGGAAAAGAGGAUCGUGUUGGAACUAUAAGAUAUGUUGGUGAGGUUCAUUUCAAGCCGAACGAACUUAUGGUUGGUGUUGAACUGGAUCAAGCGACUGGCAAAAACGACGGAGAAGUGGAAGGAAGACGGUAGGACCUUUUUUCUCCUAUUUAUUCUUCUAAAAUUUUAGGUAUUUCCAAUGCGCUCCGAAUCACGGUGUAUUUGUUACUGCUCGUUCGGUUUAUCCGCUGGACACGAUCCCAAUAAAUGGAAACUCGCACCAAACCCAACUGCCAAUGGAAUUGUAAGCCCUUAUGAAGCUGUGCCUGCGGCGAAUUACGCCUUAUGCCGUCCUAUUUAUUCAAUUUUUCAUCACUUGUGCAACUCUUGGUCUCAAUAACGAAUAUCUCCCGAAGAUACGCCCUUAAUUAGCUUGUGAUUAAAUUUAUUAACCAUAUAUGGCCGGAAGUUGAGUGAGAGACAUUUUAUGUUUGAGAUUUUACAAAGUUUUUAGCUGAUUUUCAGCGAUUAG
Messenger RNA from Bursaphelenchus xylophilus (pine wood nematode), 1091 nucleotides. The record is from the annotation of a GenBank genome assembly. NCBI's taxonomy places the organism in Eukaryota, Metazoa, Nematoda, Chromadorea, Rhabditida, Aphelenchoididae.